Entelurus aequoreus (snake pipefish) is the source of this 2195-nucleotide messenger RNA. RefSeq lists its product as uncharacterized. NCBI's taxonomy places the organism in Eukaryota, Metazoa, Chordata, Actinopteri, Syngnathiformes, Syngnathidae. The record is from RefSeq and is a predicted model, not a curated record. Gene Ontology annotation, molecular function: proton-transporting ATP synthase activity, rotational mechanism. Bases 340 to 1428 code for a protein of 362 amino acids. Gene Ontology annotation, biological process: proton motive force-driven mitochondrial ATP synthesis. The transcript has 5 exons.
UAACGUGAAUUAUAUGAAAUGUGCCAAAAGGCAGACCCUUUUUAUGCUAUCCAUACACUUAGGUCAAACGUAAUCCAUCCUAUAGGUGAGGGCCGACAUCCGGGCAACUGAGCUACAUACGGGUUCUUCGAGCCAUAGCAACCAGACUGGCGUUGAAAACAAACCGUUGCCAUUACUCUUUAACCUGUCGACCUACGCUGGUAAAACCCGUCAUUCUGCCUCCAAAAUGCCGAAAAACUGUGUUGUUUUUGGUUGUGCUAACCACAACUGGAAACAGGGAAAACAAAGGUUGUAUUUUGUUCUGCCAAAGCGUGAUAAAAGCCCACAGAGACGAGACAAAUGGCUCGGGAAAACGAGGACGGUUCUCACUGGAGUCCCCCAAAGUCCCGGGUCGUGUGUUCGGAUCACUUCGUUUCUGAGGCGUGUCCAUUCUGUGGGAAGUCCUACAAAAGGUUAAAGAGCCACCUUCCACACUGCAAGGCUGCGCCCAAGCCGUCUUCCACCCACCGUGACCCCGCCGCCUCUCAAACGCCGGACAGGCUGGCUGCAGACUUGUCCAAAAAAAAGGGCGCCGAGUCCAAAAAGAAGGUGCCGGAGAACAGCGUCACGCCAACGCCGCCCUUGUCGUCUACUUCUAAAAAGAAAAAGGCGUCUGAGCCAACAUCGCCUGCUUCGAAGCCAAAGAAAAAGAGUGCCGAAGCAGCAAAGCCCAGCCAGGGUCUGCAAAGCCAGCGUCAAAGAUCCGCUCAGCCUGAAGCUACAAGUGCUUCUAAAAAGAAAGAAGCAGAGAGGGUAGACCUCGGCGAGGACAAGAGAGACGUAUUAGGGAAAGAGACUCUAAAGGAGUCAGGAAGUCUGUCCAGGAUUACGCUGCAGCAUGUCGGGAGCACGUUAGGCCGAGCUAAAAGCAGCAGGCCGACCAUUCACAUCCAAACAAACGGUCCCGAGCCAAAGAGAAGUCACGCCAGUGUGUCGCUAGCAGCACCCAAACAAGCGUCUUCCGAGGCCAUGCUAAUCUCGCAGGCGAGCCAGGCCACGCCCCCUCCACACACCGUCGACAGCCUCAACGUGGGCCUCCGCCAUAGGCCCCGACUCCCCUCGGCGUCACUGGGACACUUCCAAGGCCUCCCGUCGGGUGCUGAAGAUGCGUUAAUGUCCCGGAAGCAGACAGACAAUUCCUCAGGGCGGGGCCUGGGUCAGGUGACCCUGAGGGAGCUGCCCUGUUGGCUGGCCUGCAGGACCCCGAGCCGCCCGACAGACGUGGUGGAAAUGAUGCAGAGAGGCUGGGGGUGGUACUACAGGAAGUACUUCCACGUGAGGAAAGGCGGCAUCGGCGGCGUGGCCAUGCUGUUGGCAGGGUACUGUGUGCUCAGCUACGUCUGGUCCUACCCCCAUCUUAAGCGUGACCGCUGGAGGAAGUACCACUAAGGCACGCAUUAUACCGUGAAAAUCCUCUUCAGACACCUUUCCAUUGUUGAAGUUUGGCAUUAUUUACUCAAAAUGUAAUUUGAGGACUCAAAAAAUGUAUUUUUUGGUUGACAUGUGUGAUUUGUGUGCAGUACCACGACCCUCCACUUAGUGUCACUGUUGCUUAGUGUCACUUCAAACAGUGUUGCUGUUACUUGAAUGCACUGAGAGGAUUAAAAGGGAACAAUCCGGAUAUUUUUUUUUAGCUUGAUGCAAUCUGGAAACCCACUUUCUAAACUAUCCUGACCAAUCUCUUGAACCGGAAGGUUUUUUUCUUUUUUUUUCUGUGUGGGUUGCAUAAUCCCUCCCAUUGCAGGAUGUCAUUAAGCAGAAUACAGACAGAAUAGCAAUGAAGACCUCAGCCAAACUGGGCCUCCUGUUUUGCUACUUAAAAUGAAUUUAUUUUUUGCUGUUUUAACUAAAAAUGAAGAAAUUACCUUUUUUUUUGGUCUAUUUUUCCACACCGCACUUGGCCAACAUAAUAAAAAAAUAAACAUUUGCUCCGGUUAUUUUUUCUUUUUCUCUCCUAUAUACAAAAUUAUAAUUGUUUUGUUUAGAUAUUUAUAAAAAAAAAAUGGUACAGAUCAGACAAAACAGUAAGACGUGCUGAUGUGCACAAUGACAACACUGAAUUAAAAUGACUUCUUUCUUUCAAAAAACAAGUCCAUUUUCUCAAUUGUGCAGCUACAGAGAUGCACUACUAAAAACUCUUCUUACCACACCACAUU